Messenger RNA from Porites lobata, 5242 nucleotides. The record is from the annotation of a GenBank genome assembly. NCBI's taxonomy places the organism in Eukaryota, Metazoa, Cnidaria, Anthozoa, Scleractinia, Poritidae.
CUGCACUGCAAGCAAUCAAAACCUCAUCAAUAAUUCGUUUGCUCCUUUCCCGCUGCAGGGUACAGCUCACUUGAUUGCCAAAGUUUACUUGUGCGAGAAUGGUAAUAUGUACCAUUAUUCAGGCAAAAACAACUCAGAAAAUGAUUUAAACCUCGAUUCAGUACUUAUGGUUACAAGCAAAGAAUAAGAAGAAAAAUUUAACAUACUGAUGAAGACGAAGUCUAGGAACAGCUGAUUUAGUUUGAAAGCCAAAUCGACAACUACACGGAGGGAAAUUAUUAAAACGCAAGACCAACACACACAGCAAAAAACCGGCUGACUCUAAACCUGGAAAGAGAUGGAAGAAGGCAGCAAAAAGACUUUGGCACGAUUCACUGACGACGGCGGCUUUAAACCAAAUCAACAUGAACGUGAGCGUUUCCGCACGGUGGCCGCGUUUUUCGUCUUUGGAGCUUUAAUGUACGCUUCAUACUCCCUCGUUAUUGCUGGAGCUCAAGAUAUUUUAGCCGGAACAUUUAUUCAAACUUCCAUGGUCCUCGUGGCGGACAUAGGACCAUACUUUGUUGUUUCAUUAAUCGCUCCUUACUUCAUGCAAAAAAUACCGUAUUUUGUCCGCAUCACAACAGUUUUCUUGUCUGGAAUUAGUGGUUUACUGAUCCUCGCAUUCGCCCGACAGGUUCAUUGGAAAUUAAUUGGUGUAGGUAUGACGUCGUUCGGUUUUGGAGUCAGUGAAGUUACAUUUCUAGCGCUCACAUCGUUUUAUCACGAAGUAACAUUAAGUGCUUAUUCAGCUGGAACUGGAGUUGGUUUUAUGAUAGCUCCCUUAUAUUACACAGGUAAGUAGUAUAACAGUUUUUUUCCUUGAGUCUAAGAACAGUUUGACCAGUCAAUCAGUAAAAUAAUGAGGCAUAAAUAUCUUGGCGUCUUUAAACAAACCAUCUCAGUCUAGACGUUCUUGUUCUAAUUUUCUAACAAAUUUCAUAUUUAGAUGCAUCUACGGAUAGCUAUUUGUCAAAAGACCGUAAGAUUUGAAAUGCAUGGGAGAUCAUUUGGAAACAGGUGUUCUAGUUAACAUUCAAAUUCAGUGCAUUCUUCUUUUCAAUAUGAAUGCUUUUAAAGUGAGCUCAAAAGCGACAGCAAAGAAAUUAAUCAUUUCUUUUUCACAUAACUGACAGUCAAAUAAAUGACAGCCAUUUUGAAUGCAAAAAGUCUAGACAAGAUAGAGAAACCCUUCCCAUUUCGUCAUCAAUCGAACAUGACGCUAGAUACUUUCUAAACGAUGAUUUUAAAAAACGUCAAGAAACGACUAAUUUCCCCUAUUACAGGAUAUCUCAGCUUCACUGUUUUGGAAACAACAGGUCUUGAACUAUAGUGGAGCAGUAGAUAAUUAUUACUUUUUAACGAAGCUCCUGUUCCACUUCAUUGCUCUUCUUGAACUUCCAUUGAUUGAAAAUAAUAGAAAUCUUUAGCAUCACUUUUUUCUUGGGAAACCGCCAAACCGCGAACUGCAGUACACUUUUGCAGUUUUACGCUGUCAGGAUUUCGAAUUUUAACAAAGCGUUUGUUGUAUAUAAGACUGCCAUGUUGUUUUUCGUCAAGUCUCCGUACAUGUAGUUCACUUACCGGUUAUAGGCGAUGUACGGGAUAUCCCCUGAAAAACAUGAAGAAUUCAUUCAUUCAUUCAUUCGAGUUCGAAAAUCUAACUAGCACAUCACAGGCGUGUGUAGAAACUUAUCUAUUGCCUUUAAAGCGCGUGUACAAUUUUUAACGUCGCCGAAAAACCUUACCGUAAAUCACUUAUAAUUACCGCUAGAAGCUCUUCCUGCAGUGCAAACGGGAACUGCAAGCGCAAGACUGUGAUCACGUGACAUUCUCUGGUUAACCAUGAAAAACAUGAAGCUAAAGUCUCUCAUAGCGUGCUCACAACAAUGGAAAUGUGCAUUAAUAGUAAUUAUCAUUCAUUCAAAACUUUUUUUCCGUUUCUGAUUGCCUCAAGUCCUCAGCUAAUUCUUCAUAAUCAGCUAGCGUUGACCAAAUUUAGAGGACGUUUGCGAUCUGCAGUGAAAUGACGUCAGAAGUCCAGGAUAAUACUGGAAAAAGGGACAAAAACCGAGAUGUCCCGGAGACGAGGCUGCGUUUGGCUGCGAACGUAUUUCCAAGUAUUUCCAGCCGUCACUUCUCUCCGGGUGGAGAGAGGUGACGACUGGAUAUACGUCAGGGAUCGCACGCAAGGUUGCGUUAGCUUGAAGAAAAAAGGAUUUGGCUCGGUGUGAUCUCAAGAAUUAUGGAGAUCUCUGGGGCUUUAUCCGCUUGAUUCUUCAGAUCAUUCUCAUGAAGGUGGGGGACCCCAGGUAGGUGAGGUAACCCUUUUAGAUGGGGUAACCCGGCCUGUUUAUAUAAUCUCUCAUAUGGUCUCCCACCUAUUAUAUAAACGUGACCAAUUUAAAUUAAUUAAAUUAAAUUAGAGAUUAUAUGGACAGGCGGGUUACCUCACCUAACUGGGGUCCCCCACCACCAUGUAAAACUUUACAACUUUCAUUCUAGUUUUUAAUCAAUUUUAAUUUCCUUUCUCCGCUACAAUUAACGGAGUUCAUGAAAACCGGCACUAACCAAUUUGGCCGUUGGUCUUCUAGAGAAAGGCCUCUAACAAGGUUCCUCAAACACUCUCUUAGCUAAUACUAACUACUUGUUGUUAGUCUUGCUCUGCUGUGAUUGGCUGAGAGUGCUGAGUCACUAGCGCAAAAUAUGAGUCAAAAUAGCCUACAACCCAAUAUUGUCAAGCCUCGAUUGUAUGUGUGGUAGGGGAUGCUCGGUGAUUGUAUCUCAUGUUAUUUAUACUUUUUUCAUCACAAACACAUAUCUUUAUUGCUAAGCAACUGUUUGUUUUUGUAGCCAUGACAACCUGGGCCUGUGCAUCACCAAGCGCUACAAUUUUGGUCAUGGCAGCCAUGUUACUUCUGAUUUUCGUCUGCUAUUAUGCCAUGGACAAGAAACACCUUGAGUCUCCCAGUCCACCUCCAACCAAUGAAAGUGACAACAGGGGAGAGUACACCGCUUUGGUGACUAAGGGUAAGCCCUAUAAAUUUUAUUGUUUUAUUUUCUGUUGUGACCAAAAAACUGACUGAUAAGCCCAUGACAUGUGUUCUUAUUCUGUGUAAAUUCAACACUGCUUCCUCUAUAAGAAGCGUCGUCUUAAAGAGAGGCAAAUAAAAUGACUGAAGAACGGUAGGGACCAACUCUAGUUGUCCUUUAUAGGGAAGCAAGUUAAAUACAAAAAAAGAAAUGCUGAAAGACAAAUAGCACCUGUAAAAGCAAUUUGAUUAAUGGUCACCGACCAUAACAUCUCGUCCACAGACUCAAUAGUUAAAAAUACAUGGUACCAUGUGAAAAUACUGCUGAAGAGGUUUCAUUUGAUCAUGAAUGGUCACACCAUAGGAUUUCAUCCACAGACACAAAAGUUAGAACUACAUACUAAAUAUAUAGCACCUGAAAGUACUGCUGAAGAGGUUUCAUUUGAAUGGUCACACAAUAGGAUUUUAUCCACAAUCUCAAAAGUUAGAACUACAUUAAACACUGUAGACAUGUGAAAGUACUGCUGAAGAGGUUUCAUUUGAAUGGUCACACAAUAGGAUUUCAUCCACAGUCUCAAAAGUUAGAACUACAUUAAACACUGCAUGUCAAAGUACUUGCUGAAGAGGUUUCAUUUGAAUGGUAGCACCAAAGGAUUUCAUCCACAGACUCAAAAGGUAGAACUGCAUCAGUAAAUAAAUGGUACCAUGAGAAUUACCCCCAAAGAGGUUUUAUCGAAUGGACACACCGCAGGAUUUCAUUCACAGAGUCAAAAGCUAUAACCACCUUGCGUACCUUCACAAUUUACUCUGGGAGUGAAAGGCUUAAGAGAAAGUUAAUUGUACGUACUAUGUAUUCUCACAGAAGAUACAACUGGAUCAACCACCAACGAAGAAGAAGACUCCAGCACUGAAGAUGCUCCUCUCACUUAUCGUGAAAAGUUCAUGGUCAUCUUUCAGAUGCUUUCAAACCUGACACCCCUUUACAUCGCAUGGUUCUCAGAAUAUCUGAUCAUUCAAUCCGUCUUGACAACACUAGCAUUUCCCAACGCCCCCUUCAGACCACGUGACCACUAUCAAUACUACAUCUUUGUGUUCCUGGGAGGUGAGGUAGUGGGAAGGUCCUAUCUUGUGGUUUUAUCCUACAUCAAUGCGAACUGGGCCGAGAAAGCUAAGUUCCCGUAUCUAUGGGUUCUGUCGGCAAUUGAAGUGAUGCACCUUAUGUUCUUCACCUUAGCAGCCUGGUAUCGCUUUCUACCAAAUGUUUGGAUCGUAUUAUUCCUGUCAUUUACCGGAGGUUUAACUAUUGGUGUCCUUUUCGUCAACGCUUUAUCGCUCUUUAGGGAAAAGUUUGAAGGUCGCUAUAAAGAAUUCGCCAUGGGGUACCUCGUUGUGGCUUUGGGCGGAGGCACAUUCACGGCCUCUCUGGUGGGUCUUGUUACCGAGCCCCUGUUACGAAACCGCUGCAAGUUGCUUCUGAAUAAAGAUGAUUUCUGCUUCACAAGGUCAAAGGCCAGAGAAAAUAUUAUAUCGCACUGUCUCGUAAAAACUGGUUAGCUGAAACUGCAAGACCAGAACUGAUUACAAUAGCUAUAUAUAUGUUGAACAUCCUUGAUGUCAUAAUUUUUAGACCCAACUACGCUUUAACAAACUAAUGCUGUAAUCUCUACAACAAGCCAAUCCUUUCUAUAAAAGCCCCAACCCCCACCCUAAACAUUCAAAAUUCAUUAAGCCAGGCCCUUUGUAAUAAGCAACUCUUCUAAUAAGGGACCCAUCUUCUACACAGUCACUAAAUGAAAACAAAAUUUUCUGAGAACUGUAACCAUCACGGACGGCGAAACUAUGGGGCUGGGUGGGCUUAAGCCCCACCAAUAAUUUUACCGGGAUUUUUUUUUUCUUUUCUUCUCUCUCCCUCCCCUUCCCCAUCACCCCACCUCUCCUUUUUUACAUAAACAAAUGGACUUCUAAUUUUGGUGUUAAAGCAAACAGUUCUUUGUUAAAUGAAAGUUUUUUUGCAGAAAACUUUCAGACUGGCGAUGAGAUCAUUUAACAAAAUUUCUUGUGGUUGAUAGAAAUAAACGCUUUUCUGGUGACUUCAGAAGCUCUAAAUUUCAAUAUCCCUGGAAUUGUCCCCUAGACAAGCUCGUGCAAAGCACGAGCUAAGCCCCACCAGU